AUGAAAGAGACGGUGACAGAGGCGGAGAUGAGUGCCAAAUCUAUUAGUGAUAUGUUUGACGGUGUGAAACACACUGCCGAGAAAGAAUUAAAACAGCUAAAAGAUGAUUCAAGGAAAAGGGACGAGGAACUCAACUCAAGUGUUCACACUUUAAAAAAGAAAAAUGUUGAAUUACAGGAGUCCAUCACUGAUCUCCGUAGUAGAUCAAUGAGAGAUAACCUAGUUUUUUGUGGUAUUCCUGAGAAAAGAAACGAAAACUGUGAGGUGGUGCUGCGUAAUUUCAUAAAAGAUAAGAUGAAAAUCUACGAUUACAUAUCAUUCGAGAGAGUGCACAGAAUGGGAAAAUUCGAGGAGUUCAACACAAAACCCCGAAACAUAGUGGCGAAAUUCUCGUUCUUCCAAGACAGAGAGUACGUUAGAUCACAAGCCCCUCGGAAAUUAAAGGGAACUCACGUUUGGGUCAACGAACAGUACCCCCCGGAGGUUGAAGAGCAGCGUAAAAAACUGUACCCUGUAAUCCGUCAGGCCAGAAAAGAACACAGGCGUGUUAAACUCGUAAAAGACACUUUGUAUGUUGAUGGCGAAUUGUACGUGCCCGAAGAACAGGAAUCCGCUCCACGCAUGGAAGUGACGCGCUCGCUCGAUCAGGCAGCAGGAGGGCAUUCGGCCAACCUCGCAAACACACCGUGGACUCAUCGCGGAACCCCCACAGGUACUAACCGUGCAAACAGUGACAGUGAUACAGACACUAGAUCACCGGUACACAAAAAAUUCCGUUAUAAUGGUCCAGUUUCUUCCACAUACUAG
Saccostrea cuccullata (small rock oyster) is the source of this 807-nucleotide messenger RNA. RefSeq lists its product as uncharacterized. Bases 1 to 807 code for a protein of 268 amino acids. NCBI's taxonomy places the organism in Eukaryota, Metazoa, Mollusca, Bivalvia, Ostreida, Ostreidae. The record is from RefSeq and is a predicted model, not a curated record. Gene Ontology annotation, biological process: retrotransposition. Gene Ontology annotation, cellular component: ribonucleoprotein complex. The transcript has a single exon. Gene Ontology annotation, molecular function: single-stranded RNA binding.